Plasmodium gallinaceum is the source of this 3768-nucleotide messenger RNA. RefSeq names its product conserved Plasmodium protein, unknown function. The record is from RefSeq and is a predicted model, not a curated record. NCBI's taxonomy places the organism in Eukaryota, Apicomplexa, Aconoidasida, Haemosporida, Plasmodiidae. The coding region runs from base 1 to 3768 and encodes 1255 amino acids. Gene Ontology annotation, molecular function: phosphatidylinositol binding; ubiquitin binding. The transcript has a single exon.
AUGGAUAAUAGAGGAAUUAGAAAAAGAAAAGAUGCAAAAGACAUUGAUAUAAAUUUACAAAAUGAGGAUGUGUUUAUUAAAGAAGUUACGAGAAAUAUAAGUUGUAGUAAUAGUUUUACAAAAAUAGGAAAUGAAAGUAAAAAUUUAACAUCUCUAAAUAUAAAAUCAAAUUUAAGAAGAAAUUAUUCUAGUGACAGUAGAAAAUCAGAAAAAAAAAAAUCAUUGGGAAUAUUUAAUAGUUCUAACAUUAGUUCAUUAUCUAAUAAUUGUAUGAAAUCUUUUAACAAUAUGCUAAGUAAUAUUAAUUAUAGCAUGAAAGGUACAAAUAGUAGUAACAACAGAUCAAAUAUUUCAAAUAAUAUAUUUUGUGAAAAUCAAGUCAGAAAUGUAAAUUAUCCAACUAAUGUAGAUAAUAUGAAUAGUUUAAAAAAUAUCCAAGACAAAAUAAAUUUAAAAAAUAAUAAUGAAAAUAUGGAUUCUGGUUUAUUUAAUAGUUUUUAUAAUUACUCUUCUACUAAAAAUAGUAAACAAAAUGAAAGGUAUAUUAAUAAUGAUAAGAAAAUUAUGAAAAAUGAUGAGGUAUAUAUAAAUUUUAAUAAUAAAUUUAGUAACAGUUUUAAUAGAGGAAAUAAUGAAAAACAAUCCAUUGGUAUAGCAAAUAGCAAACAUUUAGAAAAUGUUUUAAAUAAUAAGGAAAUAUUAAAUAAAAAAUAUGACAUAACUGGAUUUGGUAAUAAUUAUAUUAAUGAAAUAAAUCAUUUAAAAAAUAUAACAAAUGAUCAAACGUAUUUUACCUGCCUUGAUAAUUUAUUAAGAAAUCAUGGGAAUAUAGAUUCUAAUGAAAUGAUAAAAUAUAAUGAUAAAAAUAUAAAUUGCUUAAAUGAUAUAAUAUUUCUGGAUAUAUAUAGAGCAUAUAAUAUAUUAAAUUAUAUGCAAAAUAAAAUUAAUGUUAUUAUUUUAACCAUUAAAUUUAUUGGAAAAAAAAUAAAAAGAAAACAUGUUCCAGAAGAAGUAGUUAUAUCUUUAGAAUUUUUAAAUUUCUGUGUUAAAAAUUUAGGAUUAUUUUUUGUUAGAUUUAUUGAUGAAAAUUUCAUGAAAAAAAUAGGAAAACUAUUAAGAACAACAACAUUAAAAAAAUCCAUUGCAAAAAAUGUGAAAUCGAAAUUGUCUAAAUUUCUCAUUGUUCCAGUAAUUCAUCCAGGGGUAGCAACUGAUCCCAGACUUCAUUUUAUAAAAAGAAAAAUUUUAUUUAUGCUUCAAUUAUGGCAUGAUUCUUUUAUUCUUCAUCAAAAUGUAGCAUCAGCUAUAUUUUCAGAAUAUAAAUCUUUAAAAGAAAAAGGCGUCACCUUUCCAAUUAUUAAUAAGUCAGAAAAAUUUUUUGUUAAAAAUGCCGAAACAUCUCCAUCAUUUUCAGAUGAUAAUAUUUUACAUGAAUUACCACUAAAUUUAACUCAAAUAAAUAAUAUUAUGAGAAGUUUAAAAGAAAUUCAAAAUAUCUCUCAUGAUGAAGAAAGAACUAAAUGUAUUAACGUAGUUUUAAAUUUCAAAGAACGAGUUAUACAAUGUAUUAAUAAACUGUCAGAUUAUAAAGGAAACACAAAUGUUUCUCUUACAUUAAAUUCGCUUCUUUACAUUAAUGAUCAAAUUGGUAUCUUAAGCAAGUUAGAAAAGGAAAAAAAAGAGAAGGAAGAAGAAGAAGAAGAAAAAAAAAAAAAAGACCAAAAAAUACAAGAGAAAAUGGAAUAUGAAAAAAAAAAGAAAAAAAAAAAAAAAAAAAAAAAAAAAAAAAAAAAAAAAAAAAAAAAAGAUAAUUCAGAAGUAGAUAAUAUAAAUGAAAUAAUUUUUAAUAAAUAUGAUCCAUGGAAUAAUGAAACAAUAGAUAAAAAUAAUGAAGGAUGUAAAACUGAUAAAACCUUUCUUAAUAAGUCAUUAGGUAGUUUUAGCGAUACUUCCAAUGGAAAACCAUUAGAAACUAUAUUUAGUAAUGAAAAUAUAUUUUCAUUUUUUAAGGAAGAUAAAGAAAAAAAUAUAACAGUUAAUGAAAAUAAUUAUACUUAUGAUAAAUAUAGUGCAUUUAAUGAAUUAAAUUUCAAUAAUGAUAAAAAUAAUAUUUGUAUUAAUGGAAAUAAUGAAAUGGAUAUUUUCAAAAAUAAUAACCAAGAAUAUGAUAAAAGGAAUAAUCUAUUUCAUGUUAAUAUGGAAAAUGAAGGAAAUUGUGAAGAAGUUGGAAAUAGUAAUAUUAUUGUGAAUAAUCAAAAAUAUAAUGGAAAAAUAUCAAAAUUAGAUAAAAUGAAUAAUAGUGAUAUUAAUAUAAAUGAAGUUAAUGUUUUAAAUUCAACUAACCAUAUUUCUGUACAAAAUGAGGAAAACUCGAAAAUUUAUGUUUCUAAAGAAUGUAAUAAUAACAAUGUUAACCAGUUAAAAAACUUUGAUAAAGGAAUCUUAGAUAUCAACAUGACCAAUAAUGAUUACAAUAAAAAUGAAAUUGGAGAAAUUAAUUAUAGUUUAUUUGAUUCAGCAAAUAAACAGAGUUACAAUAAUGAAAUAGAAAAUUAUAAUGUAAACACUUUGAAUGAAAGACAUUGUAACUUUGAAAAGGGUUUUUCAUUUAAUAACCCUAAUGAAAUUUCAAAGGGUAUUGAAAACAAAAUUGCAGGAAAAAAUAAUUCUGAUUGUUGUAUUAAAACAGAAAAUAAGUAUAUAGAUAUUAGUUGUGAUAAUAUUCAAAAUUUAAACACGGACGAAAUUAAAGAAAACAUUAUAGAUGAUGUAAGUUCAUUUAAUAAAAAUCAUAAUGAUUUAAUUGAUAAUUUAAUAAAUAGAGAAAAUUCUAUAGAGGGUGUAGAUAAUUUAUAUAAUUCAGAUAAAAAAAAUGAAAAGAAAAUUGUGGAAAAGGAUAAAUAUAGAGGAGAUAAUUUUGAUGAAAAUAAUUAUGAUUAUUUAUUCAAAACAUUUGAUUUCAAUAAUUCUGAUAAUAUUUGUCAUAAGGUGGAUAUAGAUAAAAAAAAUGAUAUUUUAGAAAAUACAAACGAAAAACGAGAUGAUAUAUUCUUGAAGGAUGAAAGUGAAAAUAAAAAUGAAAGUAGCACAUAUUUUACUAAAGAAAAAGAUAAUAUAGAUGUAUAUAGGAAGAAUGAAAAUAAUUUAAGUGAUGAUAAAUUUAUAGAACAGAAUAAUAAAGAAAAUGCUAACAUGAAUAAGAGUAUUAAAAAUGUUCAUUCUAUAGAACAAUUAGAAUGUAAUAGUACUGUUUUAGGUACACAUAAUAUGAACUCACAGGAGGAAAAAAAAGAAAUUAUUUUUUUAGAAAAUUAUGAUAAAAAAAAUUAUGAAUUUCCUACAAAAGAAAUUAAUGAUGAAAUUACGAAUAUAAACAAAAGUAUUAACUCCAUAAAUGUUAAUGUUCAAAAUAAAAAUAAUUCUACAUGCAUUGUGAGAAAUGACAAUGAUGAAGUUAGUUUUAGAGAUAAUUUUAAUUAUGAUGAACAAAAAUAUAAUUCAAAAUACGAUAACACUUUAGAAUAUCAAGAAGAAUUAUAUUCAGAAAAUGUUGAACUUAAAACAAAUGAUGAUAAUGAUAAUAAUGAUAAUAAUCUAGAGAAUUUUUCAACAAUUAAAGAUCCAAAUAGUUCUAACAAAAAGGCGGAUGAUAUAAGUAACGCCGACUCAAAUGAUAUAAAUUUUGAUGAAAUUGAUGAAAUAACUAAAGCAUUGGAUGAUAUAAAUGAUAAUUUUGAAAAUAUGAAUAUUUAUAAAUUUGAUCAUUAA